AUGGCCACCAAGAGCGUGCUAAGACGAGCUCUACUCUAUGUCCCCGGUUCAUCACAGCGGAUGCUCGAUAAGUCCCGAACACUGUCCGUCGACUGUGUCGCCUACGAUCUCGAAGACAGCGUCACUCCAUCAAAGAAAGCAGAGGCUCGCACGCUGGUCCGCGCAGCUCUCGAUCAGCCGUCGCCAGCAGGCGUCAAAGAGCGAGCUGUCCGCAUCAACUCCGUAGGCAGCGGGCUUGCACUGGCAGACUUGACGGAAGUGCUUAAAUCCCCCAAUCUCUCGACGUUGGUGGUUCCAAAGGUCGAUUCCGCGUCAGACCUCACCUUUAUAUCAGACGUGAUUUCGCAUACGCUCUCGACUUCCACUUCCAGCCGACCGUCAAUAUCAAUACUCGCCCUCAUAGAAAGCGCCAAAUCUCUCAGCAAUUUAUCCCAAAUAUGCACGGCCACACCUCUCCUCUCCGGCCUCAUUUUUGCGGCGGAAGACUUCGCUUUAGAUCUGAGCAUCACGCGGACGCCGUCGUUAAGUGAAUUCCUCUACGCUCGGUCCGCGAUAGUCACGGCCGCAAGGGCAUAUGAGCUGCCGUCUGCUAUCGAUUUGGUUUGCACGUCGUAUAGACAGAGCGAUGGCGGUGCGCCAUCGAUUCUAGAAGAGGAGUGUAGGUCUGGCAAACGGCUGGGGUUCAAUGGUAAGCAGUGCAUUCAUCCUACGCAGGUUGAGGCUGUUCAGGGGAUAUUCAGUCCCGAGGAGGGAGAGGUGGAGUGGGCUGUUAGGGUGGUAGUUGCCGAUCAGAAAGCAGCGGAGGCUGGGAGGGGGGCAUGGACGCUGGACGGCAAGAUGAUUGAUAUUCCUGUUGCGGAGAAGGCGAGGGCGAUUGUAAAGAAAGCAGAGUUAUGUGGAUUUGAUGUCGAUGGGAUGAAGGAUAAGUGGAAGGAUCAGGAGCCACAGUGA
Molecule: messenger RNA, 951 nt
Organism: Microsporum canis CBS 113480
Lineage: Eukaryota; Fungi; Ascomycota; Eurotiomycetes; Onygenales; Arthrodermataceae
Product: citrate lyase subunit beta
Exons: 3
Coding region: 1-951 (316 amino acids)
Biological process (GO): oxaloacetate metabolic process
Molecular function (GO): magnesium ion binding; catalytic activity
Source: RefSeq, a predicted model, not a curated record